Diprion similis is the source of this 1957-nucleotide messenger RNA. RefSeq names its product protein lin-37 homolog (gene mip40). Gene Ontology annotation, cellular component: Myb complex; transcription repressor complex. Gene Ontology annotation, biological process: negative regulation of transcription by RNA polymerase II. The transcript is spliced from 7 exons. NCBI's taxonomy places the organism in Eukaryota, Metazoa, Arthropoda, Insecta, Hymenoptera, Diprionidae. The record is from RefSeq and is a predicted model, not a curated record. Bases 277 to 1062 code for a protein of 261 amino acids.
UAGGUUAACAUUACGAACAUAAUUGACACAAAUCCAUAAAAAAUGAUGGCAAUGGUCAGAUCCAAUAAAGAGUCUGAAUAACACAACUUUGUAUCAGAAUAUUGUCGUUACGAAAGCAAAAUUGUUGGUAGAUUGGAUUCUUGGCGACAAUCUGAAAUUCAUAUAUAUGCGUUGAUUUGUCGACACGACGGCUGUGCACAUAAUUUAACCUCGAAUCCGACUACAUUAAUACAUCAUUGGUUUGCCGUAGGCCGACGUAGACACAGUAUCAAAGAGAUGGGAAAAAAAAGAAAUGUUCAAAACCUUGCAGCGAGUCGACUGAAGGUAGAAGUAAAGGACGAGCUAGGCGAUAAUGAUGUACUAGUCGCACGCGACAGGCUAAAGGGGGCUUUGAGAGAACUUCUUCAACACAGUGACUCUGGUUCAUCUGCCGAAUCUAGCGAAGAGAGCUCUUCCCAGGAGUACAAACCUCAAGUAAAAAAAUUUAGGGAAUCUAUGAUUCCAUCGAAAACAAUGAGAUAUCAGCAAGCCAAAAAAAUGCGACGCCGACGUCAGGCCCCAAUGGACACAGCAUUUCAUCACACUUAUGUUAUGAAGCUAUUCGAUCGGAGUGUCGACCUAGCUCAGUUCCAAGAAGAUACUCCCUUGUAUCCUAUUUGCCGAGCUUGGAUGGCAAAUCAACCACGAAAUCCUAAUCUUGUUCCUAAAAUUCGCAGUCCAAGUCCCGAGGUACUGAAUGAAGUCAAUGCAAACAACACUUUAUUCGACUCAGACAGCGAUGUACAUGAUGUCUAUUCCUUGCCAGCACCUCUUCCUCGAGAAGAAGUAUGGCCUCGAAAUCGUGUCCCAUCUCCUAUAACAUUGCCCAAGGAGGAACUCCAUUUGGACUAUGAGCGCCAUACACCAAAAUCGCGAGAAGUUCUUAUGAGAGACCAUAUUAAUCACUGGACUUUAGUUAGAAAGAAAUGGCAUCAGCGAGCUCAUAAAAAUGAACAACGAUUUGAACAAAGUGCAAACAUUUUGGGCACCAUGUUCCGGAGGGCUCAAACGGAGUUUGAAUAGCUUGGUCUGUUUUUUUUUCUACAGCAAUUGUACGAUUCUUUUUACAAGAUUUCUUAUAUUGGCUUACUUUGAAAAUCACUACAAUCAUGUAAAACUGAAUUAUCAUCGCUUCAUCAUAAAAUACUUCAUUUUUGUUAAACAUUUUUGUGAAUUAUUUUAUUUCUUAGCAAUCUAGUGGAGAGUUUUGAUUCAAUACGAAUUAAAUUUUCAGUCUGUAUCUGUAUGUAUGGAAGUCUAUAUGAAUAAAGUAUUCAACUGAACAUAUUUGAUGAAUGUACAUAUAAAGGCAUAUCGAACUGCAUACUAUGGAACCUCUUUCACGGCCUGAUCGAACUGUGAUCAUUUUUUAUACAGUUCAAAACCGUCAUACAUAUACGAUUGCCGACAAAAAGAUUUUUCAGUGCCAAUAGUCAGAUAUUCAUUUCAUUUCUUUCUUUCUUUCUUUUUUUUUUUUUCUUUACAGAUUGCAUUUUAACGAAGUAAAGUUUCAAAAUUAUGCUUCAAGCCGUAAUUUGUGUUGUAGAUACUUCCAGUUUUCAUUAAACAGUCAACUCAGUCAGCUUGGGACAAAGAAUGAGAAAACGUAAUUUAGGAAUUGAGAACGACCAGCGUUUGGUGUUUUCACGAAUUGACAGAUUAUUACAAUGUUAUAAGGCAUAAAUUAGAGUGUGUAUCAAAAGUACUACAAUCGAACGCCAUAGGAACUGGUAAAAUUUGAGUAUUUAACACUCCUGUUAUAUUAUGGUAACGGAAAUAUUUUUUAUCGUAUCAGUUUUCACAAGUCAUGGUUACUUAAUGACUUGGCAGUGUCCAUGUUAGUUUUUUUUUUUUUUGUUCAUAUAAAAUGUAGCUAAGAAAUAAGUAACAUAAUAAAUUAAAUCAUUCAUUUUCUUAA